Molecule: messenger RNA, 2098 nt
Organism: Macadamia integrifolia
Lineage: Eukaryota; Viridiplantae; Streptophyta; Magnoliopsida; Proteales; Proteaceae
Exons: 3
Coding region: 690-1775 (361 amino acids)
Source: RefSeq, a predicted model, not a curated record
ACACCAGCUGAGGCUCAAGAGAGUAAAUUCAUUCAUGAUGAGGUUUUGACCUUUUGCCAUUUGAUGCCAUUCAGAGCCUCCUCUGUGCCAUUCAGAAGGAGUAAUUAACAAAUGAAGAAUGAAAUAAACUAUGUGUCCUUUGCUCAACUAUAUCAAUGGCCCAUCUGUCUUUUUUGUUUCUCCAACUCAUAACCAUUAAAGAUUUCAGGUUCUUACCCACAUAAUCAAUAGUUUGCAAUUGGGCAUAUCACCAUUACAGUCAUUAACAACUGUAGUGGGGAAGUUUUGGAGCCAUGGAGGCUUGGAUCAAAUUGCAAACUAUAGAGGGAGAUUAUAACUCUUGGAUUGGAAUCUUGGGUGUGUUCCUUAUUAAAGUUACCCCAAAAAGCACUCCAUCUAAAGAGUCCUUUCAGGAAUUUUACCGAACAUUUGAAGUGCAUAAUUACAAAGGAUGAUAUGGACCCCUCGCCUGCCUUGCCUGCCUUAAAAGCUCCUUCUCGUGUUUCCACCCAGAACAGAAGAGGGCCACCCCCUUCAGUUUAUUAGUAGAUUCUAGUUCUCCUCUCCUUCUGCAACUCUCUCCCUCUCUCUAGCUCUCUCACGUUCUCACACACGCCUCUAUUCCUUUCCAAUCAGUAAACAAAAGAGUCAUCAAUCACUACUGCAAUCAAAUCAUCCCAAACCAUCAAAUGCGUCGUCUAGCACCACUCUCUGAAGAACCCAUCAAUGAAGACGACGCGAAGAACAGCUCAAAGAAAGGUCAGGCAUGGAGAAAUUGGCUCAAGAACCCGUUCCCACUCUUCUUCAACAAGAAGUCCGAUCUCAAAAUCCUUUUGAGUGUUCUGGGUUGCCCUCUCUCCCCUGUUUCUGUUCCCCCAACACAAUCCAUCAACGACGUGGAAUCGUCGGCACAAUAUAUAAUCCAGCACUUCACUGCGGCAACUGGGUGCAGGAAAAUAGAGGGGACAGUGAAGAGCAUCUAUGUAGUAGGGAAAGUGAGGAUGUCGAUGGCAGAGGAGCUAGCAUCUCCCUCGCAUGUCGCUGCAACUCCAGCCACUGGAGUUUCACAGAGGGGAUGUUUUGUUGUCUGGCAGAUGUUCCCUGAUAAGUGGUUGGUAGAAUUGGUCGUUGGUGGCCACAAGGUCGUCGCCGGUAGUGACGGCAAUGUGGCCUGGAGACACACUCCUUGGCUCGGCGCUCACACCGCCAAGGGCGGCGUUCGCCCUCUCCGCCGCGUACUUCAGGGGCUUGAUCCUUUAACAAUGGCAGCUUUGUUCUCUUCUGCCCAGUACAUAGGGGAGAAGCCAAUGGCUGGAGAAGAUUGUUUCAUGUUGAAAUUGGCAGCAGAUGAUGUUGCCUUGACUGAGAGAAGUGAUAGCACAGCAGAGAUCAUUAAACAUGUUAUCUUUGGUUACUUUAGCCAAAGAAGUGGUUUGCUAGUGUAUCUAGAGGACUCUUUCUUGACAAGGAUUCAGUCACCAGGUUCACAACCUACUUAUUGGGAGACCACAAUGGGAUCAAGAAUGGAAGAUUAUAGAGCUGUGGAUGGUGUGAUGAUAGCUCACUCAGGUCACUCUACUGUAAGCUUAGUAAGGUUUGGAAACAAUGUGAAGUUGGGUCCUAUAAUUACAAGGCUGGAAGAGACAUGGACGAUCGACGAUGUCGUCUUCAAUGUACAUGGUCUCUCCAUGGAUUGCUUCAUCCCGCCAGAAGAAGUCCGGCAAGGCUAUCCAAAUGAGAAGCUUGAUUGGAAAUCGCCGUUACAUCGGUGCUGACAAGCAUCACCUGCUCAACAAGUUCCUGUAACUGCAAUGUGAUAUUAAGAGUUUCAGAAAACAAAGAAACCAAUUGGAAGAGGAUAACCCUUCCAAUUAAAUCUCUGUAAUUAUUCAUGGUCACUCUUCCAAUUAAAUCUCUGUAAAUAUGCAAUAAGUGACCAUGAAAUCUCUGUUUUCAUCUUCCUUUCUGUGAAUCUCUCUACUGUUCUAUGUAUAUGUCUUUUUGACUCUCAAGUCUCAAUUGAUGUUAUAGUAUGCUAUAAUAUCCUUGACUUGUAUCCAUUUUUAGAGCCAAUUAAAUGUAUAUGUUUUGUCUUUUA